AAUCUACUAAACCGUUAGUUUGCCGCGUGCUUUUGGAAUUUUUUCGUGAAUUGGCGCUCUUCCGAGAAUUAAUUGUUUUUAGCCAGAAAUCAACGAAGAUUAACGCAUCCAAAAUGUACACAGCCGUCAAGCCGCUGUCCAAGUAUCUGCAGUUCAAGUCGGUGCACAUCUACGAUGCCAUUUUCACGCUGCACUCGAAGUGCACCGUGGCCCUGCUCCUGGCGUGCACCUUCCUGCUCUCCUCGAAGCAGUACUUCGGCGAUCCCAUCCAGUGCAUGAAGAACACGGACUUGGACUACUUCCAGGCCUACUGCUGGAUCUACGGGGCCUACGUCCAGUCCAAUAUCACGAAGGCGCCGUCUCUAAAUGGCGAGAUUCAGUGCCACCCGGAUGUGGUAGGCCGCUCGGUGGCACCGGGAAACCGUCGCUACAUCCGCUACUAUCAGUGGGUGGUGCUGGUCCUGCUGCUGGAGUCGUUCAUCUUCUAUUUGCCGGCUUUUCUCUGGAAGAUUUGGGAGGGCGGCCGGCUGAAGCACUUGUGCGCCGACUUCCAUCAGGCGGUGGUGUCCAAGGACAAGAGCAAGGCCCACUUGCGCGUGCUGGUCAACUAUUUCACCAGCGACUACAAGGAGACGCACUUUCGCUACUUUGUGAGCUAUGUGUUCUGCGAGAUCCUCAAUGUGCUGAUCAGCAUUGGCAACAUCAUGCUGUUGGACGUGUUUUUCGGCGGCUUCUGGUUCCGCUACAUGGAUGCCCUGGUGGCCUUGUAUGACGGCGAUUUGGACGAGUGGAACGACAUCACCAUGCGCGUCUUUCCCAAGUGUGCCAAGUGCGAGGUGCACAAGGUCGGCGACAGCGGCUCCGAUAGCAUCUACGACAAUCUGUGCCUGCUGCCGCUCAACAUUCUGAACGAGAAGAUCUUUGCCUUCCUGUGGGUGUGGUUCAUCCUGAUGGCUGCCUUGGUGGCCCUCAAGUUCCUGUACCGCCUGGCCACCAUUUUCUAUGGGGGCAUGCGCUUCCAGUUGAUGCGUGCCCGGGCUCGCUUCAUGCCCAAGUCGCACCUGCAGCUGGCCUUGCACAACUGCAGCUUUGGCGAUUGGUUCGUCUUGAUGCGAGUGAGCAACAACAUUGGCCCGGAGAUAUUCCGCAAGCUGCUGGAGGAGCUCUACGAGGCGCAGGCCCGUUGCGAGAAAAUGCCGCCCGGAGCGGACGAUGUUUGAGAAGGAUUCGUCUUAUAUUUAAUCUCAAAGUUGUACAUGAAGUAAGAAGUCCUUUAGUUUCUUUUUUCCCCACAUGACUUUUCAAAUUGAAGAUUAAGUUGACAAGAAGACAGCUAUUACUUUUUUUGAUUCAACUCUCGUAUUCAUAUUCAUAUUCAUUAUCUUAUUAUCCUUAAUCUCUCAUCGAUAUGUACUUAUUAUCGAGCAAAUUGUUAACUAAACGAAACUUAAACUAAAGCUAAGCGAAAUAUAUAGCACUUUCAUUUGUUCAGCACUAAA
Drosophila kikkawai is the source of this 1499-nucleotide messenger RNA. It is a transcript of the gene zpg, whose product is annotated as zero population growth. NCBI's taxonomy places the organism in Eukaryota, Metazoa, Arthropoda, Insecta, Diptera, Drosophilidae. The record is from RefSeq and is a predicted model, not a curated record. Gene Ontology annotation, biological process: phototransduction. Gene Ontology annotation, molecular function: gap junction channel activity. Gene Ontology annotation, cellular component: gap junction; plasma membrane.